This is a messenger RNA of Microplitis demolitor, 1598 nucleotides long. It is a transcript of the gene Tip60, whose product is annotated as histone acetyltransferase Tip60. Bases 79 to 1455 code for a protein of 458 amino acids. Gene Ontology annotation, molecular function: histone acetyltransferase activity. Gene Ontology annotation, biological process: regulation of DNA-templated transcription. The record is from RefSeq and is a predicted model, not a curated record. The transcript is spliced from 5 exons. Lineage: Eukaryota; Metazoa; Arthropoda; Insecta; Hymenoptera; Braconidae.
GCGUCAAAACAACAGCUCCAAACAUUACAACAAUAUUACAAUAAUCUUACACUUAUUUACAUCUAAUAAUUAAUUAAAAUGAUCGGUGACAAUGAGGACUGUCAUUCAUUAUGUGACUCAGUGAAUUUACUUGAAGAAGGCUGUCGUUUGCCGGUUCGCAUGCACAGUACCAAUGAUUGGACAUUAGCGGAAUUAAUAAGUGUAAAAGAAGUAAUGGGAGUUAAAUAUUAUUAUGUACAUUAUGUUGAUUUCAACAAAAGAUUAGACGAAUGGGUAACAGAAGACUGCCUGGACACUCGUAAAGUUCAGUACCCGCAUCGCGAUGGAGCGACGGCCCCAGGAACCGGAUGCGCGACGCCAAAAAAACACAGCCGACCCCCAAGUCCCAGCAGCAUAAUCGCCGAGCCUGUUAACGGCUCGGCCGUUCUCCAGGCUGCUUUACAAAAGCGGAUAUCCCGCAAACGAAAGGGGACCUUUCUCGAUAAUGAGGACUCCCAGGAAGCGACGAACCCCGUGGGGACCCAGCCCACCGUGGCGGGUCCACGGCCUACUGGCUCCAUGGUUACCCACCACCACGACGACGUGGUUACGAGGAUGAAAAAUAUCGAACUGAUAGAACUAGGCCGGCAUCGAAUAAAACCCUGGUACUUCAGUCCCUAUCCCGAGGCGAUGGUUAACUUGCCCUGCAUUUAUAUCUGCGAGUUUUGUCUCAAGUAUCGAAAAAGCCGCAAGUGUCUCGAGCGGCAUCUAGUCAAGUGCAAUUUACGGCAUCCGCCUGGUAACGAAAUUUACCGGAAAGGCUCGAUAUCAUUUUUCGAAAUCGACGGCCGGAAGAACAAAAAUUACGCGCAAAAUUUAUGUCUGCUCGCAAAAUUAUUUCUAGACCACAAAACUCUUUACUAUGACACUGACCCUUUUCUGUUCUACGUGAUGACGGACUUUGACAGCAGGGGGUUCCACAUCGUGGGCUACUUCUCCAAGGAAAAAGAGUCUACGGAAGACUACAACGUCGCUUGUAUUUUAACGUUACCGCCGUACCAGCGCAAAGGUUAUGGCAAGCUGCUGAUCGAGUUUUCCUACGAGCUAUCGAAAUUCGAAGGCAAGACCGGGUCCCCGGAAAAACCGCUCUCGGAUCUGGGGUUACUCUCGUACAGGAGCUACUGGGCGCACACUAUUUUGGACAUUCUGAUAAAUGUAAAGCCCCUUGUGGACAAUGAGAAAGCCCAGAUUACUAUUAAUGAAAUUUGUGAGCUCACUGCCAUCAAGAAGGAAGACGUCAUCUCAACGCUGCAGCAUUUGAACCUUAUCAACUAUUACAAGGGUCAAUACAUCGUUACGCUUAAUAAUGUCAUAAUGGACCAGCACGCAGCGGCUAUGGAGAAGCGAUCGAUCAGGAUAGACUCCAGAUGCCUGAACUGGCAGCCCAAAGACUGGAGUGUCCGUGCCAAGUGGUGAAUAAUGAGCGACAAUAAGUUUGAAUUAACGAGACUCAUCAGCGGCUUAUUUCGUUUUUUAAAUUACCUAUAUUGUACAUAAAUGUAAUUUUAUAAAUUCUAAACAGAACAUGUCUAAUUCAAUAAUAGAAUUUAAGAAUUUUA